CUAGAGUUAAAUAUAUUUAAUGAUAUAGUUAAUUUAGUUUUAAUUUGUGUUUUAUAGAAUUAUAAAAAAAAAAAAAAAUAAUUUAAAUUUAAAAUAAAAUAAUAUAAUAUGAAUACAAUAAAAUAUAAAUAUUUGGUUUUGGUAUUAUUGGCUUUAUUUUCAUUUUUAAAUGUAAAUAUUGCUGAUGAUAGUGCAAUAAAGGUAACAGCUUUAACAACAACACCGGCAACAACAGCUACCCCAACUAGUGGAAAAUGUUCAGGUAUUACUGCCAGUUUUACAUUAUCAGAAAAACCAUCAGCAACCCCUGAAGUAACAUUUGCAGGUGUUUCCUCUGAUAGUGCAACAACUGUAGUAGCAGAUACUACAGAUACAACUGGAACAAAAUAUACUGUAACAGGUAUUGUUUUGGACGAAGACAGUUCAAUUACUGGAGCCACAUUUAAAAUUGCUACCACUACUCUAAGUUUAGAUACUGGUGUAACCGUUCCAGCUUUAAAAUGUUCAGCUUCAACUGAUGAUACUGCUCCAAAGAUUACCGCAAUUUCUGUAAACAAAGCUACUGAUGCUGCAGAUCCAACCACUGUUGAUGACCAAAAGAAACCAUAUUGUGAAGGUAUUGUUGUUACAGUAACUCUUGACAAACUCCUUAGUGAGAUUAAACCAGAUAGUAUUGAUCUUGUUCCAAAAUAUUCAGGAGAACCAUCAGGUGCAACUGCAGGCUCAAUUUCUGUUCGUCAAGAUUCAAUGGACAAACCAGUUUAUCAAUACACAAUCAAUGUUUUAGCUGGUAGUACUCUUAAAGAUUUAUCAUUUAUUUAUCAAGAGAAAACCACUGUAACCCCUAUUACUACUAUUGACUUUACUUGCACUGAAGGAGAAACCCCAACCGGUGAAGCACCAACCAAAGUUACUACAUUAACAACAACCAAUGAUUUUGCUGUAGCCACUAAAGGUUUAUGUAGUCAAGUUAGUAUCGAGUUCACCCUCGACCAAGUUGCAACCCCAACAGAUCUUUCAAUUAAAUCAGCAAGCAUUGAUACAACCACAAAUGCAAUUAAAAUUACCCAAACAGACGCAACCAAACCAAACUAUGUAGCCGACUUUGAUGUCAAAGAAGGUACAAAUCUUGACGAUCUCACAAUUUCAUAUUUAACCACUGAAUUAACUUUACCAACAACCAAAUUAACUUUUGAAUGUAAAAAAGAAGGUUCAGCAGAUAGUUCAAAAGAUGGAUCCUCAUCUGAAUCAUCACUUAUCCCAAUUAAUAUUGUUUUAAUAUUAUCAUCAUUGUUUUUAUAUAUUGUUUUAUUUAAUUAAAACAAUAUAGAAAACUAAAAAAAAAAAAAAAAACAAAUAAAAUUAAAAAUAAAAAUAAAAAAUUUAGAUUUU
Molecule: messenger RNA, 1392 nt
Organism: Dictyostelium purpureum
Lineage: Eukaryota; Evosea; Eumycetozoa; Dictyosteliales; Dictyosteliaceae
Exons: 2
Coding region: 109-1320 (403 amino acids)
Source: RefSeq, a predicted model, not a curated record